UCUCAAUGGGACAUUUCCUGGGUAAAUAAAGGUUAAAUUGUUGGGCUGUAAGUCCGGGUGUCUCCUCAGUCUCUAAAAUGUAAGCUUUUGUUUUGAAAUGUCAGGCGGAAGCAGUGUUGUUGUUCUUCCUGUAGAUGGGCUUGGAUGUGCGUGUGUCCCGCGUGAAGUCGUCUCCAGCGCUGCAAUGAUGAUGUUGGAGCCGGGCCGCGUGACGCUACUGGCGGACAUGGUUCUGAGCUGGAAGCGGCCCGCGGGCUCGCUGCAACCGGUCCACUGCCGCUGCUCACGGGCCUUCGUGCGGGACAGGGAGCUGUAUCGUUCAGAGAUGAGAACAUCCUGGCCCGCAGACGCUGAAGGCCCAGUACCUGAUGAGGAGGAGGAGGAGAAGGAGGAGGAUGAGGAGGCCAUAGAUGAGGAGACGCAGCUGAUGGCAUCCAUGGGUCUGCCUCUGACGUUUGCCAGCACGUCUGACUAUAAGAGGACGAAGAGGAACAUCCACAGGAGGCCAGAACCUUUUGAGGAGGAGGAGGAGGAGGAGGAGGAGGAGGAGGAAGAUGAAACAACUGAAACAGAUGGAGGAAAAGAAGAGGAUGGCUGCCAUGGAGCAGAUGGCGAUGAAGAGCAUCAGGGUGAUGGCUGGAAUUCUUACUGGGCUCAGCAUGGAGAAGCUCUGCUGUGGACCGGCUGGUCGGAGAAACAUCCGGAAGGCGCUGAGGGAACGGCCGGUGCUCCGUGGGAUGAUCCAGAAAUGAGGUCCAUGUGGGACGAGCACGCUUCAGAGAUCUACUGCUCGUACUGGGAGAGAUUCUCCUACUGGGCCUCGCAGGGUUGGACUAUGGACGGGAACGGCGGUGGAGGAGAGGCAGCUGCUGAGACGGAAAACCGGCAGGAGGAGGAGCUGAGCACUCUGUUGGAGGGCAGCUGCACCUUCGCGGCAGACCAGGAGGCGAGCAGGGAAGGUGAGGGAGGCGGCCAGCAGCUGGAGGCGGAGCUUGGUGGAUCUGAGCGCCCCAGUGACGGUGGGGGUGAUGAGCAGAGACCAGCUGGCCCUCCACAGCAGCACACAGCUGAACAAACAGUCUGUCAGCAGAACUCUGGCUCCUCUAACGGACAUCAUGACUCCAGAAAGCCGAUUUCGCAAAGAGAUGACGACGAUGAUGAGGACGAAGAUGAUGAAAACCCCAGGCGACAGACCAAAGUGAAGCGCAGCCACGAGCAGGACGAGGAGGAGUUCCCGCAGCUCACCCCCCAGGAAGCCUGGACCGAGCUCGGACUCCGACACGACCCGGGCCUGACGUUCGACAGUGUGUUGAGCUUCAAAGGUCCAGGUUCUCUGCGUCAGAAGAAGCAGAGGAAGACGAAGAGGAGCGUCUGCGGCGUCAACAAGCACAUCAGGUUCCCUGAGGCGGGUGAAGCCAUCACACCAUCACAGAGCAGCAGCGCCGUUCAAAAGGCUCAGAGUUUUCUGGAGAAAGUCCAGAAGGAGGCGCAGAGAAACCAGAUGGACCACACAGAUGAGGGAGGGGCAACAGCGGCCAAACCUCCACCUGUAAACGAAGGCGGGGAGUCCAGAAGCACUGAGAUGAGGGGAGCCAGGAGAGAAAAGGAGGAGGGUGCUGAAAAAGACGGUUCCAGUUCAGGAUCCAGUUCAGAAGAAUCCACAUUAAAGCACGAGCAGCCCAGAUUCCCCAUCAGCCUCAGCACCAAGGCAGCAGAGAGGGACAUGGAGGAAGAGGAGGCGGAGCCUCCCCGACGACAGCUGGGGGAUCUCCAGACACCACACUUUCUGCAGUCAGAUGCUCCUGAAGAUCUCAAAGAGAAGGUGAAGAAACCGAAGAAGAGGAGUAAGCGCAGGAAGUGGCAGCAGAUCCCAGCAGAGGUGGAAGCAGACUCAGAACUGGCCAAGUACUGGGCCCAGCGGUACCGCCUGUUUUCCCGCUUUGAUGAAGGCAUCAGGCUGGACCGAGAGGGCUGGUUCUCUGUGACUCCAGAGAGGAUUGCUGCGCACAUCGCCCUCCGGGUGAAGCACAGCUUCCCCACCUCAGAGCUGGUCAUUGACGCCUUCUGUGGCGUGGGAGGAAACACCAUCCAGUUCGCUCUCACUGGCAAAAGAGUCCUGGCGGUCGAUAUCGACGUGGUGAAGCUGGACUUGGCUCGACACAACGCAGAGGUUUACGGCGUGGCACAGCGGAUCGACUUCCUGCAGGGGGACUUCCUUCAGCUGGCCCCUCGUCUCCGUGGUGACGUGGUCUUUCUGUCUCCACCAUGGGGCGGUCCAAACUACCUUACAGCGGAGGUUUUUGACAUUCGCACCAUGAUGGAGCCUGAUGGAUUUGAAAUUUUCAGCCGGGCCAAGCAGAUCUCAGAUAACAUCGUGUACUUCCUGCCUCGGAACGCCAACAUGGACCAGGUGGUCUCUCUGGCAGGUCCAGGAGGGAUGGUCGAGGUGGAGCAGAACUUCCUGAACAACAAGCUGAAGACUGUCACUGCUUACUUUGGCAACUUAAUUAAAUUAGACAGUGGGGAUCCUAAAUGAAUGAUUCAUUGUCAUCGUUCUCCACUAGAUCAGUAUGGACGGCUGAUCUUUAUUCGUUAUGAUCCCAAAAACACGUUUCUGAUUACUGAAGAGUCGAUGUUGUGUGCACCUUUUUAUAUACUUGUAUUUUUAUACUGUUUUUCUGGACCCAAUAAAUAACUGUAACAUGCUCUUCAA
Messenger RNA from Oryzias latipes (Japanese medaka), 2713 nucleotides. It is a transcript of the gene tgs1, whose product is annotated as trimethylguanosine synthase 1. Gene Ontology annotation, biological process: 7-methylguanosine cap hypermethylation. Gene Ontology annotation, cellular component: nucleus. NCBI's taxonomy places the organism in Eukaryota, Metazoa, Chordata, Actinopteri, Beloniformes, Adrianichthyidae. Gene Ontology annotation, molecular function: RNA cap trimethylguanosine synthase activity. The record is from RefSeq and is a predicted model, not a curated record.